Hibiscus syriacus is the source of this 1137-nucleotide messenger RNA. RefSeq lists its product as uncharacterized. The transcript has 2 exons. Bases 112 to 720 code for a protein of 202 amino acids. The record is from RefSeq and is a predicted model, not a curated record. NCBI's taxonomy places the organism in Eukaryota, Viridiplantae, Streptophyta, Magnoliopsida, Malvales, Malvaceae.
CCUUCAAGUUAAUUGUUUCCCAUCAAACGAAAAGUUUCCUUGUAAAUUGGGUUCUAUCGAAACUAUAAACGAAACGAAAGGGGCGAAAGAAGCUGGAGGAGAUAGUGGUGGAUGGCAAGAACCAACAAAUAUACCUCUAUCAAUUUCAACCAUGUCAUCGAGAAAAACCUGACUUCCUCUUCUUCUUCCAACAAGAAUCCCCAAACCAAUCCCCAAAGCCAAUCGUCUUUUGCUUCUUAUUCAUCCGCCAGCAAUGUCAAAACCCAUGGCCGCAUGCUCGUCCUGACCCGUCCUUCCCCGAAGCCUGUUUCGACUCCCCCUGUCUUGUCUCCAACGCUGCCCAAACAGCCCCAACCUCGAUCGUCUUUAGUCCCGGAUAAGCAUCCAUCAUCUGAUCAGAUUUCUUUGCGACCCGGUUCUGGGAUUUCAAUUACCGGUCCGGAGAAGAAAGGUGUGUUCGUUUCUGGAUCGGCGAAGUCAGGUCGGUUCGUUCCGCCUCAUCUUAGGCCGGGUUUUGCGGGGAGAGAGGAGAAACCCGAACCCAAAGUCUUUCGAGGGAGAGAACAGGGGAUAAAGCAUUUUGGGUCGUCGGGUUACUAUGGUGAAGUUAUGCGACCCAAAUCAGGCGGUUACGAGAAAAUCAAAAGAGGCGGCGAAUCAGAUUUGGGAUUGAUUCCUCGUCCCAGAUCCAGUGGAAGCCGCCCUAGUUCUAGUGGAUGAACCACUCUGAAGAACUUGUAACUUUCUUGAAGGCGUAGAUGGAUGCUUUAUUCUGAAUGGCUGCUGUCUCUGUCCCAUAGUAAAUUGCAUUAUUUUUCAGGAAAUUCGAUAGAAUCUCGUUUUGUGCAAGGUAAGAUUCAUUUAGGUGUUUCUAAAACUCAAAUGACAGGACCAUCAUGAGUAAUAUGCUAAAUUAAUAAGAAGGAUCGAGGGACCAAACUCCCUUGAGCGCUCAGAAGUUUACCUGACUGAUAAGAAUAGGUUCAUAUGGAGUGUAGAAUACGCUUAUGUUGUUUUUUGUGUUCAACCACUUUAACUGUUGUUAUGGAGGGGCUUAAAUGUUGCUUCUCUCCUUGUUAUUUGUCUUGGUUGUACUUUGAAGAUCCUUUCAAUGUCAUAAAAUUUUAUUCAAUGCUU